AUGGGUAAUCAUAUUUCAUGGAAUAAAAGGAAGAAAGCAAUUAUUGAUACACUGAAUAAUCGUACUGGUGGUGCUUCUCGAAAAAUGCCUGAUUCUUCUCGGAAAAUGGCGAAAUGUCAGAUUAGUGUGAAAUGUGGCAAAUAUAUUCCAGAUGAACAGCAAAUGUCAACCACUCAGAAAUUAUUUCCGGAAAGGCUAAAAUCAAAUGUAUCUUAUGAUAAAAAUGAUAAAGUGAUCAAAAAUGAUAAAAUGAGCACACAAAGUGUAAAUGAUAAGAAAUGGAAAUCAAAUUCAGAAAGUGAUACGCAACUUUUUAUACGACCAAAAUUAGUUGAUGAAAUGAAAUGUGAUAAUUCGAAUGGUCAACGAAAAAGUACUGGAAGUGGCACAAAGCGUAAUCAAUCGUUAACUCGAAUGAGGUCAUCGAAUCUCAACGAAUCACGUCAAUACUUUCGAAAUAAUAAUUCUGAUUAUCGUGGAACUCAUCCAAUUUCACCCCAAGGACGUGAAAUUAUUCAGGCUUGUUUCGGCAAUCAUCACAACGAAAUUGGUUAUCGUAUUUGCAUGCGAGUUUUUGAAAAGCGUACUGAUUAUCAAAGAUUUGUUUAUGCACUGGGAAGGGAAAAAUGGUUAAGUGCUUCUGCUGAGCUCCGUGAUUACUUGAAUAAUGUUGUAAGUAAGGUUCACAAUGUAGCAGCAGUGGAAGAAAUGUCACGACACUAUGGUGAAAGACAUGUACCACUGAAAAAAUAUGGCUUUAAGCCUGAUUUUUGGGUCAGCAUAGCUGAUGCUAUGGCAGUUGAAUGCGUUAUAUUGGAUAUGGCUAAUCAUCAACCAACGGAAACAGUUAUGGCGUGGUCACAGCUAACAUCGCUAAUGUUUACCUCAAUCCGUGACGGUUACUAUGCAGCCUUAAGAUUUCAACGACAAACACUUAAAAGUUGUAAGAAUUCAGAAUGGCAUCCACCUGUUGAUUCUAUUAGAAGCUCAAAGAAAUAUGCUACAACCAUUACUGAAAAAUUUGUAAAUUGA
Messenger RNA from Brugia pahangi, 1032 nucleotides. Lineage: Eukaryota; Metazoa; Nematoda; Chromadorea; Rhabditida; Onchocercidae. The record is from the annotation of a GenBank genome assembly.